UUAAUAUCAUAUUUCAAAAGGAUAUCCUAUUUGGCAGCUUGGCCCAUAAAGUGCGUAUCUAUAACGACGAUGAAGCGGAUGUUUUGAUGGAGCUGCGCUUUCCGGCGUACAAUCUCAUCAAACAGGUGGAAGACAUCAAACGUCCGGGAUUUAUGUUCCUUGACUUUUCGCAGGCCUGCUGCGAUACUAUGAUAGCCAAUCAUCUGGCCAACAAUAAGGGCAGGAUCCUGUCUCAGUCGAAGCUAAGGCGCUGGAUAGAUAGCAUUUUUACGAACGCCUUGUACAACUACGGCAAUGUGGUUCACGGCAUCUACGAGGACUACCAACUGAAGUACGUUUGGCGCGGCGCGGCCUAUACGAUUCAAGCGGUUUCGCAUCUUCGCACAUUUUCCAUUGAUUUCGUGCCAGCCGUAAAAAUUGUGUGUCAGACCGCUGGCACCUGGCAUGCUAUACCCAAGUCCUCGAACAUUGCGGGUCAUAUGCACCGUUAUACCUUUAUGAUUAGCAAUGUGGACGCGGAGCUGCAGCACGUGGCGCGUUGUGGCCGUAAGUUGAAAGAUGUUUUACGCCUGCUGCAGGCCUUCCGCAUCUCAAAGAAUUUGCCAAAGCUGCGCUGCACUCACUUUGUUAACCUGGCCAUUUGGCUAUCCACGCGUAUGGGCUACCAGACCCUAUAUUAUAUGUCAGUUAGUGACCUCUUUUUACAGAUGCUGUACGAGCUCUGCGAAGCCUUUUACGAGGGUCACUUGCCAUAUAUAUGGAAUUGUCAAAUGAAUCUCCUCGGAAAUUUUAAGGAGAUGGAGAUAUUGCAGUAUCACAAUGAAUUACUGGAUGCCUACACUACACUUGAUUCAUACCCUUCUCAGCCAGCUCUAAGCUAUGCCCGUUGCCUCAGUCACUUUGAAUAGACAGACGCAUGGAGGAAAUACGUUUUAUAUACCAUUAUAUAUUACACAAC
Molecule: messenger RNA, 958 nt
Organism: Drosophila navojoa
Lineage: Eukaryota; Metazoa; Arthropoda; Insecta; Diptera; Drosophilidae
Product: cyclic GMP-AMP synthase-like receptor
Source: RefSeq, a predicted model, not a curated record